This is a messenger RNA of Hyalella azteca, 2836 nucleotides long. RefSeq names its product serine/threonine-protein kinase fray2. The coding region runs from base 271 to 1677 and encodes 468 amino acids. The transcript has 6 exons. NCBI's taxonomy places the organism in Eukaryota, Metazoa, Arthropoda, Malacostraca, Amphipoda, Hyalellidae. The record is from RefSeq and is a predicted model, not a curated record.
GUUGUAAAUUAAUAAAAUUUAUUUAAUACUUGCAGUAAAUUUUCAGCUAUGGCUCUAGAUUGCCAAGAUUAUGGCUCCCUUGUCAAGGAAGUGAAAGCUUUUGCUCAAGUUUAGAAUGUAAAUAACCAUGAAUACUUAACAAUAUUGCAUGAAUUAUAUUCUUAUGAACUUUAAAAAAAGACGGACUAGAAAUACCAAUUUAUAAAAUUUCUGCUUGACAACUCAAACAAAAAAAUUAUUAUUUGAAUUUAGUUCAUCAACUAGAAAACGAUGGCUGAGUACCAAGUUGGCAAGUCGUCGCGCUACGUGGACUAUACCAGCGAAGAGGGCGGCGCCGGAGGACCAUAUUCUUCCUAUGAUUUCAGUACUCCUGAUCGUCCUCCAAGAAGAGUUAAAUCCUCUUCAAACCACGACAGACUUCGAGAAGAACAUCAAAGUAACGUUCGAGACGAAAGUUUGGAUCGCCGAAACCGAAAUAACUUUCGAAAUGAAAGUUUGGAUCGUCGAAACCGAAAUAACUUCCAAGACGAAAGUUUGGAACGCCGAAACCGAAGCAACGUUCGAAACGAAAGUGUGGAAAGCCGGAACCGAUCUCUAGAUCGGGGCUUAGAUUCACGCCUUGACAGAAGUGACGAUCUGUCAAGUAGAUAUGACAGGAGUUUGGACCGUCUUGACAGAAGGGACAUAGAACAGGGUCUUGAUGAUCGACAUGUAGACAGAAGCGUCGAAAGGUUUGAUCGGAGAGACAGAAAUGGAGAUCGAUUGGACAAAAGAGACAGACGUGACAAGAGCAUAGACAGACUCGAGCGAACUGACAGGAGUUUAGAUCGCUUGAAUGUGAGAGACAGGGAAUUGAAUCACAGUGCAGACAGGAGACAAAGAAGCUUGGACCGUUUAGAUGACAGAACUCCCGUCGAAGACAGAAUCGAACGCCGGCACAGAAGCAGGUCUCGGGAGUUGCUUGCCGAUAAUUACCCCAAUCAGGUGUACCUGCACCCCGGCACGGCGGGGGGCCGUGGGGGUAGCGACCGCGGCGACAGCGACUACGUCGUGCGCCACGACACCCACGGCGGCGGCCGCGUCUGGGACGACGAGGAACGACGCGCCGCGUCCCGCGCGGCGUCAGAGAUCUACGCGUCAACACGCUUCCCGAGACCGCAGUCCCAGAUGAGUCAGUACACGUACCGGUCAGGACGGCACGGCAGCGACGUUGUGUCUGUCAAGACGAAAACAACCGCUAACGGCAAGCUCGUCAUGGAGACCAUGACAGCCCCCCACCCCUGCUGUCCCAACACCAGGUCGUGCUGCUGUCUGAUGGUGCUGCUGAACCUGGGGUUGCUGCUCAUCACACUCGGCUUCGUUGUGGUGCUGCAGCUGUAUGACCCGCCGUUUGUGUGGUACGUGGGUCUGUCCAUGCUGAUCUUCGGCUUCCUGGUGUUGUUCGGGUCGCUGAUCUACUGCGUGUUUGUGUGCCGGGAGGUCGAGCGACUGCGGCCCCCGCCUGGCGAGCUCUACUGGACCAACCAUUGGUCCAAGACUGUACACGUGCCUGAGAUACAUUACAGUAAUAAUCAGAACCGCCCUGCAGACUACCGAGGCUCGGAGUUCUCCUACAAGACGGAGCCCUCCAGAGCCACGGCCGGCAACCGCACCAACAGCUCCGUCACGCGCUACUGAGACCCCAGCCAGUGUUGCCAUAUGGCGGCACGUCCCUCUGUUGCCAUAUGGCGUCACGUUCCCUAAGUUGCCAUAUGGCGGCACGUUCCCUCUGUUGUCAUAUGGUGGCACAUUCCCUCUGUUGUCAUAUGGUGGCACGUCCCUCUGUUGCCAUAUGGCGGCACGUCCCUCUGUUGCCAUAUGGCGGCACGUUCCCUAAGUUGCCAUAUGUCGACACGUUCCCUCUGUUGCCAUAUGGCGGUACGUGACACUGUUGCCAUAUGAUGGCACGUCCCUCUGUUGCUAUUUGGCGGCUCGUCCCCUCUGUUGCCAUAUGGCGGUCCAUCCCUCUGUAGCCAUACGCCAAACCUCUUGCCAGCUUGCAAGUUGUAAAGUUUGGCUUCACAAAAUGAUCUGAAACACGAUGAAAAAACUAUUCGAAUCGCGUUUAAAACUUGAUUCUACGUCGGGAUGUAAUGGUUUGAAGAAAAGCGUCACUAAAAUAUUGUUUGAAACAAAUAUUUGCGUCGCAGAAGGCGGAUCAACCAUGAUGUUUUGUGCUAGUAUAUUUUUUUAUUGGUUUCAUUGAGUAAGGAUGAUUAGAUUUAUAUUUUUAUUCAUGCGCUGUAUAUAUCGUGAAAUAAUAUCAGAAAACAUUGUCUGAAUUAGUGCAGUUGCAUAUCGUUUUCACGUUAUAAUCUGAAUCGUCUCAUUGAGUGUCAGUUGAACAUGUAUUGUUAGGAUAUUAUUGAAGCUAUUCAUUAAAACCUGAUUCAUUGUUAUGCAGUCAAUUUUAUACUUUAAAUUGACUCAUGUCAGUUGCUUUUAUUCCGAUUGAGUGAUUGCUCUCAUUUACCAAAAUAAACCAUAUGUUAAAAUAUUUUACUGAAAGAUGAGUCCGAGUUAAGCAAUUUAAUUUAAGUGUGCAAUUUUGUUCUUAACUUCUUUAUUUUAACAUGACUGCUAUCAAUGUUGCUAUAUUCUGCACUGCGGCAAUAUUGUAAUGCAAUCAUUAACCUUAUCUUAAAAUUUUUAACAUUACAAUAUCAAGCUUUGUGAUCAAUCCGUGCCAUAUUGUUUCCAGCAACUCUGUAUAAUAUACAAGAAGGUAUUAAAUAUUACUUUAACAUUGAAAUUAUAAGUGACAUUCUAAUGUGCUGAAUAAAAUUUGGCUUUGUAA